Messenger RNA from Puccinia graminis f. sp. tritici CRL 75-36-700-3, 752 nucleotides. RefSeq lists its product as uncharacterized. Lineage: Eukaryota; Fungi; Basidiomycota; Pucciniomycetes; Pucciniales; Pucciniaceae. The record is from RefSeq and is a predicted model, not a curated record. Bases 30 to 752 code for a protein of 240 amino acids. The transcript is spliced from 9 exons.
UCUUGUUACACUUCACAGGGCAAAAAAAAAUGCUUUCUUAUCAAUUGGUAUUGAUUGCCGUAAUCAGCUUGCUACUAACCUCCACUGUGAAUGCAAUAUGUGCUCCAUGGCCGGCAAACGAAAAUCAUUGUAAUGGAGCGAUCGACAAGAUUAUAUUUCAGGAUGGAAAACUUCCAAUGAUUGAAACCGAAGUAGCAGCAGUAUCGGAUACUUGUAGUCUAAUCGUCAUUAAUUCACAUCAACAGGUUGUUACAAAAGACCUCAUCAAAAGCGGUCUUUCUGAGCUUUUCAAGCAAUGUCAUGGCAAGGGUGGUUUGGUGGAGGUUCCAAGUAACCGGAAGGUCAAGGUGGCCGUCAAAGCACGUGCCCCAGCAGGCACACAAUGGGAGGCAUGGAAUGCAAACGCCGAGCUGAACAAGCCGUACUGCUAUCUGCCAAAAGGAGAUCCAGAAGUGAAACUUAAGGAUGAUUGUAUUAAAGCCUACAAUCAAAUCCCCACCGAUGCCCAAGGACGCUUGACUGACAAAUCUGAUCACCCGCUCACGCUCACGGUAAUGGUAGUCGUCUUUGGAUCAUGCAGCUUAGCUUUCACCUCUACGGAUGGAUCCGUCUUUCAAUUGAAUAAGAAAGAUUCUACCCAAAUCAUCACUAGAAUGAUCCAAGAAUGUGAUAGGAAGCACGGUUCAGUGAAUUUAAAAGGGACUCAAGGACCAAAUGGAAGAGUCUUGGUCCACACAUAUGCAACCAAGUAA